AUGAACUUACCAGACGACAUCCUUGACACCGUGGUGUCCGACCUAGACACCAAAAGCCUCCUCAGCUUGUCGCUAUCGUGCAAAAAAUUGCGAGCACAUGCUGUCCCAAAAUUGUAUCGGAGCUUGCUUCUGGUUGACACCAGGUUCAACACAGUGGGUGAAUCCGAGUUCACGAUUCUAAGAACCUCAAAAUUCAGGCAAUUCCUUGAGGCAUUGAAGAGCAACAGGUCCUUAAUAGGUUUGGUCCAACGUUUUCUCAUUGCGUCCCACAGCAACAAUGUUGAAGGACUCGAAGUCCUGGUGGGAAUGUUCAUUGCUUUCAAGUUGAAGAACACCAGUGUCCCCCUUUUGGGGCUCAAGGAAUUUAAGAUCCUAAAUGAGACAACUCCUUACAAAUUCCUGUUCAUGAACAAAGAGUACGUUGCUUCCCAAAACCUGAAGAGAUCAUCCACCUUGUUGUACGAGAAUGACGAAGACGAGUUCAACAAAUACUCGAACUUCGGCCAAGCAAGUUCAGUCGUCUCUUUGCAGAGCUAUCAGCUUGUCAACAUCACAGAUCUCAAUGACGUUUCCGAAGAUGCGCGCGAAAUCUGCAUCAACACUUCCAACCGGUACCAAAAUGCUGGUUUCAUUAUGACAAAAAAGCUGUCGCAAACUUUUGACUCUCUGGAGUCUUUGGAAAUUCUCAACUCAGAUGCAGUAAACACUCUUUUUUCCCAAUUGGAUGAUGAGUGUGUAAGAUUUGAGUCGCUGAACAGGCUGUCAUUGAAUAUCAAAGACUUGCAUAUUGUGCCAGCAGUGGCAAGAUGUGUGGAUCUUGCCAAACUAGAUCGGUUUGAGCUGAAGUUCAAGCAAACUUCUAUUGGCGAAGAAAGCGAGGAGAUCAACCUUCGCAUGGUGAACCUUUUUAAAGGUCAACUCGAAAACCUGAAGCAACUUUCCUUGGUGCAUCUAAAUUCGAAUAAUCUGCUCAAAAACCAAUCUCAGACAUCGCAGUUGGUUCUCAGCAACUCCAAUCUAUCGUAUUGCAUUAUGGAACAUCUGGAUAUAUUCAGUCCUUCCAUCACUUACCUCAACCUGAGCAUGAACAACUUCGCAUAUUUACCACCAAUCAGCAUGAGCUACCAAGAUAGAAUGACACACUUUAUCGUUGACCAGAACUUCUUAGAGACUAAAGUUCGUCAAUUUAAUAAGAUACUUGCAUGCAACCGUCUGGAGACUUUAAUGAUUCCAGAUUUCUUUUACAAUUGGAAACCUUUCAUAGCAAUAAAUCGGGAGGUCAAAAAUCAGCCACAACUGAACGCGGUCGAGUAUCUUUAUACUGGGUGCAACUGCCGUAAAUGCGUGGAGACUCGACAACUGCUAUCCCGAUACUCCGAAAAGCUCAGUUUUGGUGGCAAGGACCUGGCUUCCACUUACAACUUUUUAAUCGGACUUUUGCAUACUCGUUUGACCAAAUUCGAAACGAGCUCCGGUUUGGACAUCCUCAAGUAUCCCGUCCUGGACCCUAUCGAAGUCUCGCAUUAUGGCUAUUUGGACAUCGAUAUUUCAAGGGUGGUACAAUUGAUCCUGGACAAUAUGCUUGAAGAUCUGAGUUUCUUUGUCCAGAAGCUCCCAAAGCUAAGAAUUCUUAGUCUUGGCGGUAUUCAGAUAUCGAUUCAGCGCACCCAAAACGAAAUCAAGAUGAGGGCCGUUCAAGAUCGUUGGAGCUCAGUUUUGCGUCGAUCGACCUAG
Ogataea angusta is the source of this 1734-nucleotide messenger RNA. RefSeq lists its product as uncharacterized. Gene Ontology annotation, molecular function: protein binding. The transcript has a single exon. NCBI's taxonomy places the organism in Eukaryota, Fungi, Ascomycota, Pichiomycetes, Pichiales, Pichiaceae. The coding region runs from base 1 to 1734 and encodes 577 amino acids. The record is from RefSeq and is a predicted model, not a curated record.